AAUGGCUGGCUGUCAGGCUGAGCAAUUAAAUUGAGAAGAACACUACGUCUGUUAAGCCCACUAAUCUCACAGCUCACUGGUGCCCAUUCUCCUCCAUUCGCUUUGCUCGCUAGACAACAGACAGUCCCCCGUAGCAGCAGCAGAGGAUAGUAGCUCGGUCCAGUACGUCUCGGGUGAAGCAGAGCAGAUCGAUGGCGCUCUCUCGUCGCAUGGCCGCCUCCACCCUCCUGCUGCUCGUCCUCCUCGUCGCCACAGAGAUGGGGGCGACGACGACCAAGGUGGCGGAGGCACGGGACUGCCUGUCGCAGAGCUUCAAGUUCAAGGGCGCGUGCCUCAGCAGCAGCAACUGCGCCGGCGUGUGCCGCACCGAGAACUUCCCCGACGGCGAGUGCCACAGGCAGCACUUGGAGCGCAAGUGCUUCUGCAAGAAGCCCUGCUAGUCCGCCCGCUCGCCCCUCCCCAGCCGGCCAGCGCCGAGACGUCCGAUGCUAGAUCAUCCUAGCCGUGCGUCCACGUUCGUCCGUGUGUCCCUCUUAGUAGAACUAUAAUAAAGUAGAAAAUCAAUCGGAGUCUCGGUAGUUUAUAUGCCUGAUUUGUGUGUGGUGAUGUUCUAAGUAUGGUCGUUGUUUCAGCAUGGAUGGACAUGCGCAAUGCAA
This is a messenger RNA of Aegilops tauschii subsp. strangulata, 656 nucleotides long. Its product is annotated as defensin-like protein CAL1. Gene Ontology annotation, biological process: defense response. The record is from RefSeq and is a predicted model, not a curated record. NCBI's taxonomy places the organism in Eukaryota, Viridiplantae, Streptophyta, Magnoliopsida, Poales, Poaceae.